Molecule: messenger RNA, 1773 nt
Organism: Lachancea dasiensis
Lineage: Eukaryota; Fungi; Ascomycota; Saccharomycetes; Saccharomycetales; Saccharomycetaceae
Source: the annotation of a GenBank genome assembly
AUGGUAUCCUUCACCGAAGAUUCGUCUCCGUCAUUAUCCAUUCAAAACCGGGGUUUAGCUUGCCAAAGUUGCCGAAAGCGCAGAAGAAAGUGUAACCUAGAAUCCCCUUGUUCUAAUUGCGUGAAAUAUGGGAUCCAGUGUGUCCCAAUAUCCAAGGAUUUGAGAAGAAGACGACACUCUGUUGACUACCUGAAAUCUUUGGAGAACCACAUCGCGCAUUUGGAGGCUCUGGUUCAAGACCUACGGGCGCAAAAAACGGAUGUCAGCGGGAAGCCUGCGGGCUGCACUUCAGGAGGGGGAUCCAAGUCUGUACCGUCGCUGGCCAGUACCGCCCCUCAAGGUGUUCAAGCCGGAGGAAGCAUAUAUCCGACCAACUCGCUGAACUUGUCUUCUAAUAGAACUUCAAAAGUUAGUGAGGACGCUGCGACAGAGACUCCACGGACCCGACUGAAGAGUAUGUCACGAAGCCCGCUAAUUCUGCGGGCGCUGUCACUUUUCUUCAAAUGGCUGUACCCCGGCCACUAUAGUUUUAUUCAUCGCGAGACAUUUCUGAGUGCAUUUUUCGGGGACCCUGCAACUAAGGCGUACUACUGUUCAGAAGAGCUGGUAUACGCUAUUGCUGCGCUGGGGUCCAUUCUAUCUGAUAAAAACGAAGAACUGUAUCAGCAGGGCCUACAGUACUAUCAUGUGGCGAAAACGAUAGUGCUACAAAAAAUAUUCCAGCUGAACGACACAUCUCUGGCAGGAUCUACCUCGUCCUCGAAAUUAGCCGUCAUUCAAACCAUGUUGUGCCUCGCAUUUUUUGACAUCGGCAACGGUGAAAACCCACUUGCAUGGUAUUCUUCAGGGCUUGCAUUUCGCAUAGCACAUGAGAUAGGACUCCACUUGAACUUCGAGUCCUGGAGUAAUGUCUACGAGGACGAACUAUCCAAUCUAGAUAUCGAGGUUCGGAGCAGAAUCUAUUGGGGUUGUUACAUUGCCGAUCACUUGAUAUGUGUCCUAUUUGGCAGAUCCACCUCUUUGCGGAUGUCCAAUUCCACUGUCCCUGAAACUGAUGAGCUUCCAGAUGUCGAAACAGGCAUUGAGGACUACGUUUACGACUCCUGUACAACAUUGCCGAUGGCAAAGCCUUUGAAGGAGUUGAUUGUGUUGUCCAGGAUCACUGAGCUGUUUGCGAGCAAGGUUUUCAUACAGUCGGAACCAGUGUCACACAGAAGUCAACAACUUCUUCUUUUCAACGCGGAACUACGCCAAUGGCGAACUAAUCUCCCAAGCGAACUUCAGUGGUCAAAGGUGUCGUUGAAGAGCAUCAGUGAUUUCAAUCCGACCAUCACUUACCUCUGGUUCCAUUAUUACAUCGUGCUGCUGUCUUACAACAAGCCCUUUAUGGACGAACUGAAAGAAAGCCGUGUAAUUGCCGAGGAAACCAUAGAAGAGGUUCACUGCCUUCUACGAUCGUUUAAAGACAAAUGUGGUACGUUUGAGAAAAGCAGUAUUUACAUGAUAUAUUCGGCAAUCUUAGCCAUACAAUGUUGCACAACUAGUGAAUUGGGCCAGAAGCUGAUACCAGACCUUAAAGAUUUUUUACUGUCACCUACCUUGAACUGUGAAUUAGGCAGGAAAUUUAUGGACCAAGAAGUCGGUAGUUAUGUGACGGAUUUGUUCGGAACGCUGACAAAUGGCAAUGACUUUGCCCUAGAGUAUAACUUUGAUUUUACUUUAUUGAAUGAGAUUGAUACGCUCAUUGGCGGCUCACAGACUAACAGGGUGUAA